UCAUAUUCAGUAUAAUCUGUCUACAUGAACUAAACUUUUCGCCCUUCACUGAUUGUUCUCAUCCCAUCCCGUCCUCGCUUUCAGUGGCGGUUUGCCAAGCCUGUUGCUUAGUCACUCGAUGCCUGGCUUAGUGUCCUAAAAAUCCUGGCAAUCCGCCCUUCCGAGUUAAGGAAACCAACAUCCAUCUUCUAGCCAGUACCACCCGGCUCAACUCAGGCUGACUACCUCGAAUCUUUACCUCUUUUCUGGUGCCUCCUUGCUUACCCAAUAGAGAUUAUUAUUGUCUUCCUAUCUUGCAUCAAUAUAGACUUUUUGGUCUCGGAGUCGCCCGGCCUAAAUCUUCGAUUCCUCCCAGGGACAUCUCCGCCCAUCUCAAUUGACGGCGGGGUUGGAACUACGCUAUGGGUGACGGUUCUGAUUAUCCUAGCCCACGAAGCGAAGGUCCUGGCGGACCAACCUCAGUUCUAGUCACUACCCAGGAAUCGCUUGCUCCAGUACCCAAGAUGAACGAACAACUCCCACCCAACUUCAUGGAAGGGGCGCGUCCUCGACUGUCGGUGAGGCGAGCGCGGGAUCCGCCCAAGAACUCUGCAGGCCAAAUUUACUGCGAUCACCCCGAAUGCCAACAAUCGCCUCCCACUUUUCGCCGUCCAUGCGAGUGGAAUAAACACAUGGACAAACACGACCGCCCCUACAAGUGCUUGGAACCCGGGUGUGACAAGAUUCAGGGAUUCACAUACUCAGGCGGUCUAUUGCGACACCAGCGCGAGGUGCAUAAGAAAAAUAUCAAUGCCAAGAAACCGCUGAUGUGUCCCUACGCCGAUUGCAAUCGCAGUACAGGAAACGGAUUCACGCGUCAGGAGAACCUGAAGGAACACCUUCGACGUCGCCACAUGCACACCGAGAAUGGACAUGCAUCAGACCUGCCCAUUGCUCCUUCGCCCGAAUUGGAUGGCGCCGCAGCUCUGGGUGUUCCUCCAACCUUGAAGCGCAAGCGCGAUUCUAUUGAUGAUGAUCCCACCCUGGAUCUUUCCGAAGACGGCGGAAACGGUGUUACUCUUCGUAACGAGCUCAAAAGACUGCAGCUUGAGGUUCAGGAAAAAGACCGUCGGUUGGAAGAACUUGAGAGAAUUGUCGCGGGUCUGCAGCAAGCUAUACCGCAGACUGCGACGUCUCAAGGAUAGAUACUCCGAGGCAAAGACUUUCGACGACUUAUACGUUUACAAUCCCCCUUCUCUUCAAUUUGUUUGUGUCAUUCUUUGUCCCAAGACACUUUUCAUUUAUGGUCUGCGCUAAGUGGUUUGCAUUCGAUGGGCGUCUAUUAUGCAAAGUACGGGCCUUGGGUUCGCGCGAUUCUGUCUACAACAUCAGUGGGAGGUUCGUUUAUAUGGUUUGGCUACGUCUCAGAAUGCGCGGAUGAGAAUCAAGCAGCUCUGAAGAUAUGGCGU
Molecule: messenger RNA, 1448 nt
Organism: Aspergillus saccharolyticus JOP 1030-1
Lineage: Eukaryota; Fungi; Ascomycota; Eurotiomycetes; Eurotiales; Aspergillaceae
Product: putative C2H2 transcription factor
Exons: 2
Coding region: 402-1184 (260 amino acids)
Biological process (GO): regulation of transcription by RNA polymerase II
Cellular component (GO): nucleus
Source: RefSeq, a predicted model, not a curated record